Messenger RNA from Paraphaeosphaeria sporulosa, 540 nucleotides. RefSeq lists its product as uncharacterized. The record is from RefSeq and is a predicted model, not a curated record. Bases 1 to 540 code for a protein of 179 amino acids. The transcript has 2 exons. NCBI's taxonomy places the organism in Eukaryota, Fungi, Ascomycota, Dothideomycetes, Pleosporales, Didymosphaeriaceae.
AUGCUGGUCUAUUACUUCUUCAUCUCCCUCUGGGCACUGCUCGUCUCGGCCGACUUCGAUGUCUACUUGGUCACUAGUGCCUCGAAUCCCGGAAAACCGUUCGUCGCCACCGUCGGCUGGCAAAUCGUCGACCCAAGCCGGGACUCCUGCCCUGACCCCGCGCACACGCGCAUGAUCCUUGACAAGACUGAUGUCAGCGGUAACAAGAUCGGAAUCCGCUGCAUCACCAAUUCCGGGACCAAUGGCUGCGGUCCCCUCACGACAUCGCUACCGACCAACAUCGACAUUAUGGAGAUGCACUUGUCUGAGACGCCGAAGAUGCACUACACUAUCUACAAGGGCACCCACGGAGUCCAUAGGUCCUAUGAGCUGCUCGGCCUGGGUGGUGAAUCGGCGGGUCAUUGCGAACCACAGCCCUGGCCGCCGAGUGAUCAAAAAUUCGCCAAUUGCGGAGAGUACACACUGUGGAAGAAGAUGAGGUGCUUGUCGUUCUAUACGGCGGAUUGGGUGAACGACUACGAGCGCGGUUGGCACCCGUGA